UUCUUUCCUGCUGAUGUGUGAGGGAGCUGCCUCUGCUGGGCGUCCAUCUCUGGUCCCCCUCCUGCAGCACAGACACUUCUCUCUCUUCCAGGACCAGAGCUGUGUGGGCAGAGCCAUGUAAUAUAAGGAGCCCAGCUGACUAUUACUCGCCAUCUUGUAGGAAAAAACAAAUAUCAGGACAAGAGGAGAGGGGCAGGGACAGCGUGAGAGGCUGUAACCGAAUUCUCCUUCCUAUUGGCUGUCUCGCAGAUCCCUUUGCAAGAGUCCUGGACUCCUCAGACCUGCAGACACCCCUCUGAUGGCGUCCAAACUUCUGAGAGCUGUCAUUCUUGGACCACCGGGUUCCGGCAAGGGGACCGUGUGCCAGAGGAUCGCCAAAAACUUCGGGCUGCAGCAUCUGUCCAGCGGCGACUUCUUGAGACAGAACAUCCGAUCCGGCACGGAGGCCGGCGUGUUGGCCAAGAAGUUCGUCCAGCAGGGUCUCGGCGUCCCCGAUGACCUCAUCACCCGCGUCAUGCUGUCCGAGCUGGAGAAGAGGACAACGCACGGCUGGCUACUGGAUGGUUUCCCCAGGACCCUGACUCAGGCGGAGGCGCUGGAUAAGAUCUGCGAGCUGGACUUGGUGAUCACCUUGAAUAUCCCUUUCGAGACGCUGAAAGAUCGACUGAACACGCGGUGGGUCCACCUGCCCAGCGGACGAGUCUACAACAUGGAGUUCAAUCCUCCAACUGUGACCGGCAUUGAUGAUGUCACCAGAGAGCCAUUAGUCCAUCAAGAAGCAGAUAAACCCGAAGCAGUCGUUACCAGGCUGCGCCAAUACAAAGACGUUGCCAAACCGGUUAUGGAAAGAUAUAAGGGUAAAGGCAUCCUGCACACCUUCUCAGGGACAGAGACCAACAAAAUCUGGCCAUAUAUCUACACGCUGCUGAGCACAAAGAUCACGCCGGUACACCCCGAGGACACGAGCCAGGCCUUCCGUCACGAGGACUCCUAAUGCCAACACCUAUUUAUUGGUCUUUGUGUGCCGUAUCAAUGUGGUGCUCUGUUCUCCUAUAUAAAUGCUGUAUAUGGUAUUUUGUUUAUAUAUAUAUAUAUUUCUUUUUAGAAGCUUUACGCACUUAUGUUUUCGAGAAAGUGUUUUCCGUUUUGUCCGGUGUGGCAAAGAUUUGUUUUUUUAACAACCAAUGAAAUUCCCUGAUUAAGCUGCAAACCUCCCUAUAUAUCAGGACACUGUGCCUAUCACUUAAAGGGUCAGUCCACUCAAGAGUGAUAUUUUCGU
Messenger RNA from Nanorana parkeri, 1279 nucleotides. It is a transcript of the gene AK4, whose product is annotated as adenylate kinase 4. Gene Ontology annotation, biological process: nucleobase-containing compound metabolic process. NCBI's taxonomy places the organism in Eukaryota, Metazoa, Chordata, Amphibia, Anura, Dicroglossidae. The record is from RefSeq and is a predicted model, not a curated record. Gene Ontology annotation, molecular function: ATP binding; AMP kinase activity; nucleoside diphosphate kinase activity. The transcript has 6 exons. Bases 299 to 994 code for a protein of 231 amino acids. Gene Ontology annotation, cellular component: mitochondrion; cytoplasm.